UGUGUUCUAGUUUCCUAGUUUUUAGUUUCAUGUUCAGGGUUUUUUUGGGGGGGGGGGUGAGUUUAUUUUAUGAAGAACUUAUCCAGCGAUAAAGCUGCCACUUUAAGUUUACAUUCUGUGUAUGAGUCGUGCGUUUGGGUCCUUCAUCCUGCCACACUCAUGACAGAUACUGCCCAGGACUCUCAAGCUCCCAGGCCUCUGGUAGAGGACCCGAGCAAAGAUAAACAAAAACUGUCCAAACAUCCAUAAUAUACAUUUGGCAAUGACAAUAAAGAUAUAUUCAAUUUUAUUCUCUACAGGUAUUUUUCAAACAGGGAUUUCAUUUUGAAAAAUAACUCCAUCAAUAUUAAAAAGCCGAAAAUCAUCAAGCACUGGAAAGAGCAUGCUAAUGAAACAGGUGGCAUUGUAUCCCUAACCAUGAAGAAAUGUUGUCCAAUCAGAAGCCCACAAACAUCAACUUAGUCUGACAUCAAAAAAAGGUGAUAAAGACGCACGCCAUUCACAUUGUGACACAAAAUCUGUUUUCUUCAGUCACUCUCCACCAUUGCACUAUAAUUAUGCUAUAUGUUGUCAUGCCUGUUCUCUAAUACUGUCAAUAUAGCUGUUUCAAUUCUGCUUCUGCGUCUGACAUGUAAAUACAGAAACAGAAUUUUCAAGAUUCUUCAGCCUGGCACAAGUUUUUCAAAGCUCCAUUUUCACUGAUCCAAAAAUGCUGUUUACGUGCGUAUGAAAGCAAAACACACCAAAAUACCCACGAACGUGUGGACUUUGCCAUGAACAGAUGAGUCUCUGGGCACACCUGAUAGCUCCUUAUCUCCUUUUAGGGGCCUCGAGUGGACAUUGGUGGAAUAGCCGCUUGCCCACACCCCACAGUUUUUAGCCUUCAUCCAGUUCAGGGUCGCAGAAAGCUCGUGGACAAGUCACGAGGCUGUUUAUUGUCCAUAAAAGACAAACUUUGGCUUUAUGUUUUACUCCACCUGCAUCUGCAGUGUGUCUUGUCCCAGCAGCGGGGUCGCCCAUAGUUUGAGAACCACUGCUAGAGUAUACAACGAUUGCGUGCAAACUGAUGUUCGUUUAUAUUUUUGUGUCAUUUAUAUUUCAUACAUUUAUUCUCUUUGGAUGUUUAACGGCGUGAUGAUGUUGUAUUUACUGUAUUAUACAAACACAGUGUUAAAGAGAAAUUCGCUAAUUGUACAUUAAGGAAUAUUUAAACAGGCGUUAAAAAAACAUCCCACUCUCACGACAGAUUCUCGCCAUGUGGAGUUCUUCUUUUAAGCGCCACAGUUUUCUUUAAACAAAGUCAAAAACACCGAGUUUGGAUGUGUUGCUGCUUCCUGUGGGCCGGUGCAAACCCAAUAUUACCGCGUGGCACUUAGAGACAAAAAACACCCAGGUUGGCUCGAGGAGGGUCCUCCCUCCGGGUCAGAUUUCCAGAGGAGUGCGACCCCCUGAACCGUUCACGCACGUCCUGUUUGUGCUCAGCCUGCGCACAUGCGCUGAUCUGCACACCCCGCAGCUGCGCACAUCCAGCGGCUGAAGCCCAUCCGCAUGGCUCACAGAUCCGAGCCGUCCCCCUUUCCCCUCCCCCCACCUCAGCAUCCUUUCCCAGCAGCAGGAGAAAAAAAGCGGAGACGCUCAACAAGCAAAAGUUUUCCUCUGACUCUGGAAAAGAGGAGUCAACAUGGAGGAAAAGGAGCUGCUAGUGUGACCCCACGGAGAGACUCCCGACCCCCGUGGAAGAAUGAUAACUUAGCCAGCAUUUUGGGAGGCGGCUUUUUUCCUCUGUGUGUGUGUGUGUGAGUGUGUGAAGUAAACUGUGGGAAAGUUUGAAGCUGGGGGGGAGCUGGCUAUGGCGCGGCACAGCGAGGAGGACGCCGGGAUGGCCAAAGCUCCGCCAGCCGCACGGCAAAGAAAAAAGAAACCCAAAGAGAACAAAACCAGGACUGUCCACGCAAACAUCCUGCACGACUGCGCCAAAGGGGAGGAAAACCCCAACCGACACUAUGCAAACAACAAGAUUAAGACGACCAAAUACACAGUGCUGUCAUUCCUGCCAAAGAACCUCUUCGAACAGUUCCACAGGUUCGCCAAUGUUUACUUCGUCUUCAUCGCUCUGCUCAACUUUGUUCCGGUUGUCAACGCGUUCCAGCCCGAGCUCGCUCUGGCUCCCGUGGUCUUCAUCCUGUCCGUGACCGCCAUCAAAGACCUGUGGGAAGACUACAGGAGACACAGGUCCGAUAAAGAGAUCAACCACAUGGACUGUCUGGUCUACAGCAGAGCAGAGAGACGCUAUGUGGAGAAGUACUGGAAGGAGGUGCGGGUGGGAGACUUCAUCAGGCUGCGAUGCAACGAGCUCCUCCCCGCCGACGUGCUGCUGCUGAGCUCCAGCGACCCCGACCGCCUGUGCCACAUCGAGACCGCCACGCUGGAUGGAGAGACCAACCUGAAGCAGAGGCAGGUGGUCCGCAGCUUCUACGACCUGGACUGCGAGUUUGACCCCUUAAAGUACAACAGCAUCAUCGAAUGUGAAAAGCCCAACAAUGACCUGAACAGAUUCAGAGGCUACAUCGUGUGCAAAUUUUCAAAUUUUGAUGGAUCGCCUCUGAGAUCUUCUCAGAUUUCUCAGCUACAAGUUAUAAAAGCAAAGACGCUGACUGCUACUUCUCUGGAUUUCGGCUCUAUGAGUUAUAAAGUGUUGUUGGAGUUCAUGGCUCUUUAUUCUAAUUUGAUUCAAAUCCAUCGAAGCGGCAGGAGAGACGCACUUUACAAAGAGAACCUGCUGCUGCGAGGCUGCACCAUCCGCAACACAGAGGAGGCCGUGGGAAUUGUCAUCUAUGCAGGUCACGAGACCAAAGCCAUGCUGAACAACAACGGUCCACGUUACAAGCGCAGUAAACUGGAGAGGCAGAUGAAUGUAGACGUGUUCUGGUGUGUCAUCAUCCUGCUGGUCAUGUGCCUGUUUGCUGCUGUUGGUCACGGGCUGUGGAUGUUUCAGUAUGGCGAUAACAGACCCGUGUUUGACGUUCUCAGCCCAGAGGGGACCAACUUAUCGCCCAUCAUGUCAGCCAUUUAUCUCUUCCUCACCAUGAUCAUCGUCUUUCAGGUCCUGAUACCCAUCUCCCUUUUUGUGUCAAUUGAAAUUGUCAAGAUCUGCCAAGUGUACUUCAUCCAUCAGGAUAUGGAUCUGUACGACGAGGAGACAGACUCCCACCUGCAGUGCAGAGCACUUAAUAUCACAGAGGAUCUGGGCCAGAUGCAAUAUAUCUUCUCUGACAAGACAGGAACGCUGACGGAAAAUAAGAUGGUGUUCCGGCGCUGCACUGUGGCAGGGGUGGAGUAUUCCCAUGAUGCCAACGCUCGAAGACUUGCCAUGUACCAGGAAAUGGACUCGGAGGAGGAAGAGUGCAUGUCUCACGGUGGCACCCUCCCCAGGCGGGACAGCGUGACCAGUCACCAGAGCGCCCGCGUGGUGCUGCGGUCCCAGAGUACCAAGUCCCACCGCAGGACAGGCAGCAGGGCGGAGGCCAAGAGAGCCAGCAUCCUGUCCAAGCACACGGCCUUCAGCAGCCCCAUGGAGAAAGACAUCACCCCCGACCCCAAGCUCCUGGACAAAGUCAAUGACUGCAGCAGUCAGAUGGACUUCAUGCGCUUCCACAGCCAGCCCAUGUCCCAGCUGCCCUCUGACCUCUCAGACAUCAUCGAUUUCUUCAUCGCUCUCACAAUCUGCAACACGGUGGUCGUGUCCUCCCCCAACCAGCCAAGACACAAGGUCAGGAUGAGGUUCGAGCUAAAGUCUCCAGUGAAGACCAUCGAGGACUUCAUCAAACGCUUCACCCCCAGCCGACUGACCUCCGGCUCCAACAGCAGCAGCUCCUCCAGUCUCAUCACCAACCGGUCCUCCAAUAAGGGCUGCUCCAGCCUGCUGUCCUCGCCCUCGGCAGAGAGCACGCUCACCAAGCUGCACGAGGAGCAGCCCUCGGGAGGUUUGGAGCAGGUUUUCAGCCCCAUCCCGCCGUCCUACGAUGGAAAAGCCUCCUGGAACCUCGAGGAAGGAGAGCUGCGCUACGAGGCAGAGUCGCCCGAUGAGGCUGCUCUGGUCUACGCUGCCCGGGCCUACAAGUGCUCCCUGGUCGGACGCCUCCCCGACCAGGUGAUCGUGGAGCUGCCUCACCUGGGGAAGCUGAGCUUCGAGCUGCUGCACACGCUCGGCUUCGACUCCACCAGGAAACGCAUGUCCGUGGUGGUUCGACACCCUCUGACGGAUCAGAUCACCGUCUACACUAAAGGAGCAGACUCUGUCAUCAUGGAUCUCAUCAAACCCCCCGACACAGGAAACUCCAAAGGGAAACGUCAGAAAAAGAUUGUCUGCAGGACCCAGCACUACCUGAAUCUGUACGCUGCAGAUGGACUUCGCACGCUGUGCAUAGCAAAAAAGAUUCUCAGCAAAGAGGAGUACGCCUGCUGGCUGCAGCGGCACUUGGCGGCUGAAACGGCCAUUCAGGGAAGGGAGGAGCUGCUCUUUGAGUCGGCCCUGCGGCUGGAGACGAACCUCCAUCUUCUGGGAGCGACGGGCAUUGAGGAUCGGCUGCAGGACGGCGUGCCUGAAACUAUAGCUUCCCUGCGGAAGGCGGGCCUGCAGAUAUGGGUGCUGACGGGGGAUAAACAGGAAACUGCUGUGAACAUCGCGUACGCGUGCAAGCUGCUGGACCCCGAGGAGGAGCUCCUGACACUGAACGCUGACUCUCAGGAGGCGUGCGCGCUGCUGCUGGAGGAGAGUUUACACUACAUCCAGGCCAAAUUCCUCUGCAGCCCUUCAGGCCCAACCACCAAGACCUUCAACACUAACUUCUCGCCCUUUGACAUCUACUCCUCUUCAUCUCCGUCCUCCCAGUCCACUCCCUUCCUGGUGCACCGGCUGGGCCUGGUGAUAGACGGGCGGACCUUGGCCUACGCCCUGGAUAAGAGUUUGGAGGAUAAGUUUCUGGCCGUCGCGCGGAGUUGCCGUUCUGUCCUCUGCUGCCGGUCCACGCCGCUGCAGAAGAGCAUGGUGGUCAAACUGGUGCGGAACAAGCUGAAGGUCAUGACUCUGGCCAUAGGAGAUGGGGCCAAUGACGUCAGCAUGAUCCAGGUCGCAGACGUGGGUGUGGGGAUCUCAGGACAGGAAGGCAUGCAGGCAGUGAUGGCAAGCGAUUUUGCCCUCCCACGUUUCCGGUAUCUCCAGAAGCUCCUGCUGGUACACGGGCACUGGUGCUACUCCCGCCUGGCUAACAUGAUCCUGUAUUUCUUCUACAAGAAUGCAAUGUUUGUGGCGCUCAUCUUCUGGUAUCAGUUCUACUGUGGCUUCUCAGGUUCAGCCAUGAUUGACCAGUGGUAUCUCAUCUUCUUCAACCUGAUGUUCUCUGCUUUCCCACAACUCAUUACGGGCACUCUGGACAAAGACGUGUCAGCAGAGACUCUCCAACAACUACCUCAGCUCUACGUGAACGGCCAAAACUCCGAGGAAUAUAAGCCAUAUAUGUUCUGGAUGAACAUGAUUGAUGCCUUCUACCAAAGUCUCGUCUGCUUCUUCAUUCCUUACUUUGCCUAUGCUGACUCUGACGUAGACCUGUUUACAUGGGGAACUCCCAUCACCACCCUCGCCUUAUUCACUAUCCUGCUACAUUUGGGCACCGAGACCAAAACAUGGACGUGGAUGAACUGGAUGUCGAUCGCCUUCAGUAUCGCCUUAUUCUUCACCGUGGCGCUGUGCUACAACGCCUCCUGUCCCGCCUGCUACUCGCCUUCCAACCCCUACUGGACCAUGCAGAGGCUGCUGCAGGAGCCCCUCUUCUACCUGCUGUGCUUCAUCACGCCUAUCGCUGCGCUGCUGCCUCGAUUUUUCUACAGGGCGUGUCAAGGCACGCUGUUCCCGAGCCCAGUCCAACUUGGAAGGCAGUUGGAUAAACUCCCCGCUGACAUCCGCAGGAACAUCCUCAGCCUGAGUCGGGUCAAGGUGGGGUCGCCGCUCUGCCCCAAGCUUCCCUUCCUGUCCCUCGCUAAGGCUUCGCCUAAAGGUUACAAUAAAAAGGACCGGAGGAGCGUCUCUGGCUCUAAACAGGGGCCUCUAUUACAAACAGAUGAAGCAAAGAGAAGCCCGCUGCAGCCCACAGACAGCGACAUGCACCUUUCAGAUCUCUAUACACCAGCUCCGUCAGAAGUAGACACCCUUCCAUACACCAAAGACAACCCUGCCCCGUCAGGGGAGCUGCAGACUUCUUCCGCCGCAGACUCGGAGCAUCUCAAUGAGACUAUAGAGCCGUCAGAUGUGAAUCUGUCCAGCUGUGUCACCUCCACACCUCUGCCCGCUCAGGCAGACGGCGUGCAGCUGAGCAUGCCCCCCGACGGAGCCUCGCAGUGCGUCAGAUACACGAGGAACUCAGAGGAAAGACUCAAAUCUGAGCACGCCGUCAGUCCGGCACACAGGACAGAGCCGCCGACAGAACGGCCGCUGCAGGCCGCCUCCUUCAGUCUUAACUAGAAAUCCAAUUGCACAAUAGUUUUGUUUUUUUUAAAGAUCUAAUUAUAUUUUUCAAGCAGAUUCUUUUAUGAAACAUGCAAAGAGGUACUUUAUAUUUUGGAUGUAAAUCUAAAGCAGAGAUAUUUUUGCCUUUUGGGAGAUUUAUUUGUCUGAUACUGGGAAACUUAAAGUUCACACAGAAACAUCUCAGUACUCCGUCAGGUCUUAAUGAAAUGAAGAGCAGAGAGAUUCCACCGUGAUAUGGUACCCAGUUCGUUCUUUCAGCUUGGCCUGUAAAUGCACCAAGACCUGGAUCGGAGGCGCCCGUGGCCUCGAAUCGGUGCUGAUGAGGAAAGAAGUUCCCGUACUUUACUUAUACUUUACGUCCACGCAGAAGCAUAUUUCUGUGAGGACUUCCAUGCAGAUGAUACCAAAGGUUUAUAUUCACGUGCAGCAAGUUGUGGAGCUGGCUCGAUGCACAUUUUCUUCUUGUUGCUGGAUCGGGAAACAUAGAAGUCUGUUUCUAGCUGUUCUCUUGCACAGUAAAUUCUUCUGAAUAAUAAUUAUUAGAGCUGUUGGCUGUAAAGUUAUUUGUGCAUUAUGACCAAGAAAUCGUCAUUUCAGUCUUUAUGCACUAAGAAUCCACCAGGAAUUAUGCUCUCUGUGUGUGUGUGUGUGUGUGUGUGUGUGUGUGUGUUUGUUUCUAUGAGGUUAAGACUUGGUUUGAAAUGGUUAGCGUUAGGAUUAUGUUCAGAUUAGGGUUGGGGUUAGACGUUUAGCUGGGCCGUGGAAUACGCUACGUCCUCGCAAAAGCAAAACUUUUAUAUACACGUGUGUGUGUCUGUGUGUGUGUGUGUGUGUGUGUGUGUGUGUGUGUGUGUGUGUGUGUGUUUAUCCAACAACUCAUUGGAUCUCUUUUAAGAGCCAGUUCCACAUAAAUGUAGAUUUGGUAACUGUUGCCAAGAGUUGAGGUCAAUUCGGUUUCCAUGACUGUCUGUCAAAUGUGAAGCUAAAGUCGGAGGCGUUAUUUUCUAAAAAUAAAUAAAUAAAUAAUAAUAAUUUUAAAAACCUGCUUUGCAGCAUCUCUAAAGCUAAUUAAUUAACAUUUCAUAACAUCUCCUUUCUUUCAUUUCUGUAAUCACCAUAUCAUAAAGAUGAUGUAUGUAUCAGUUGGUUGACAUUUCACAUUGCUAGCGGUUAGCUGCUUCUGUCUUCACCUUCAUGUACUGAACCCGUCACUUGUCCUAACGGCGCUACACCAAGCAUCCAGCAACAAGUCAGCCUCCACCCGAGUGGAAACCCUCCUCUGUGUGUCUGUGCAGAUGUUUUGCAGAUGUCUUCUCAUCUGCAUCCUUUACAGUUUUACUAGGAAGCACUUUAAAAACCCCAUUUUGCUUUUAGCUUUUCAGUUUUUAAACACCAUGUUUACAGUGGUGGAUAUUUUUACCUUAAGCUGUUUCUCUCUGCUCUUCGACUUUAUACACAGCUAAGCUAACUCUAUCAUAAGAAGCAGGAUUUUUGCUACCAUAAGCUUUUUUUGUCUUGUUUUUUUUUUAGUCUGACUUUUAUCAUGUUUGAUCUUUGGCCCUGUGCGAGUAACAGAGUAGCAUUUAACUAAAUGCAAUCUUAAAACUGGAAUUAUUCUGACGAAGAUUUAUAUCUUCAUAAGCAACGACCGGUACUCAGAACAGGAGGUCUUGGCCUGUGCAAGUGGCCUGACUCCAAAUGAUAUCUGAUGGGCUGUGUGGCUUCAUAUUUAACACAAACAUGAGAGAGAAGGAUCAAAUUUCUUUUGUUUGUGAGGAAAAGCCAGUUGGAGGGAGCUUAUUUCACCCAGAGUAGAAACUGGGCGAUUGAUUCCCAGAAUAAGAAAAAGGGGCAUUAUUUUGAACUUUUACUCAUGAAAAGCUAGGCUAACACUGAGUGAAAUAAUAAAUACAUGAGGCUGAGCGUAACAGAGGCACCGCUUAGUCUGUGCAAGUCCCCUUUUUUCCAUUCAUGUCAUGUGUUUAGUUUAUCUGAAGCCCGUCUGAUUUUUUUUUUUCUACAGCUGUAAACAAAACCCUCGGGGUUCAGUCUGUCCCAGAUCUUAAAGAGACGGCUUUAAGUUUGCACUUUGAAAGCUUUGAGGUGCUGAGUGUCGUCGGUGCUGCUGGGAGAGCUGGAGCUUUGCACCCCUCUUACCUUUGCAGACACAGUUUGUGGUUGAGCAUUUAAAGCAGCAGCACCUUUUUAACAUUUUCUGAAGGGCGUGUCUCAUUCCAGGAUGUUUUUGUAAAAAGUUCAACUUUUGCCAAAGGUCAUCUAUAUAUUCUACGUGCCUUAACACUGGAUAAGAAAAGAAAAAUGUGCUCGUGAUGCUGAUUCUGUUUGUUUAAUGAUGACGGAGCAUAUAUUCGGAGGCUGCAGGCUCUGUGGUUUCUCUCCUGUCCUUUCGCACAUGGUGCUUGUUCCUUUGGCAUGCUGUUGUCUGCAGUCUGUUCACUUUGUUUCAGAGGUUCUGUCAUUUGGGGUGUUGCACUUUGUGUGCCAGGCUGAAGCUUGAGCGUUUCUGCGAUCCUACACACACACUGUCACACAGCGUAUCUGAGCAUAUUCGAUAUUUUUCUCUUUAUUUUUCUUUUGGUUGCUGCAUCGGCCGAAUGUGAGCUUCACUGUUUGAAUGGUUUCACUCUCAAUGCUGAUCAGCCACAGCAUUAAAACUUUUUUUUAAAACCACAAUUAUUUUGAAGCACAGUAGUUUUUGAAAAGUCAAGGAGACAUUAAGUUGUCAUGUUAAAUAGCUGCCAGGUUCAUGGGAUGUGAGAUGGGUUAUUGUUGACCGAGACCAGAAAAACAGCGAGUCGCUCCACUUUUAAAGCGAUCACUAAAUUAAUUUAGGAAGACAUGGAAGCGUUCAAGGUGUUAAACUCUGCCACUGGCAGCCGGUGAAGCCGUGCUUCUACCAAUCAGAUCUGCUUUUUAUGUUGUGGCUGAUCAGUAUAUUGAAAGGUGUUGAUCAGAGAAUUUGGGUUAAACACUGAAAAGCUGCAGCCGGUCACCAACGUAGAAAAACUGUUUUAGGUUUUUAUUAAUAUUUACCAUUUUUAUCAGUUCUUUGGCCUUUGAGCAACUGGAAAUUUUCUGUACAUGGAAACUUUUGAACAAAAUAAAAAUGAUAAUAAAGAAUUGA
Oreochromis niloticus (Nile tilapia) is the source of this 9668-nucleotide messenger RNA. RefSeq names its product ATPase phospholipid transporting 10A (gene atp10a). The record is from RefSeq and is a predicted model, not a curated record. The transcript is spliced from 23 exons. Gene Ontology annotation, cellular component: plasma membrane. The coding region runs from base 1850 to 6517 and encodes 1555 amino acids. Gene Ontology annotation, molecular function: magnesium ion binding; ATPase-coupled intramembrane lipid carrier activity; ATP hydrolysis activity. Gene Ontology annotation, biological process: phospholipid translocation. Lineage: Eukaryota; Metazoa; Chordata; Actinopteri; Cichliformes; Cichlidae.